Molecule: messenger RNA, 650 nt
Organism: Hibiscus syriacus
Lineage: Eukaryota; Viridiplantae; Streptophyta; Magnoliopsida; Malvales; Malvaceae
Exons: 3
Coding region: 107-628 (173 amino acids)
Source: RefSeq, a predicted model, not a curated record
CAGCCUUGACAUACUUGCUUUCCUUAAUUUUCCCUAGAUUUCUCCUCUUUCUUUCUUCUUUAAAGAUAAUAUAUAGCCUCUCUCCGGUUACUAAAGCUGAGGAAAUAUGGGAGGUUGCGCCACCAAACCUAAGGUUUUAAUGGCUGACGACCGCAGUAUCCCGGCACCGCCUCCCGAGCCGACGAAAGAAGCCGUUGCGGCGGAGGGUGUGGAUGUCGCUGCUGAAAAAGGCGAUCAAAAGACGGAAGAUGAUGUUGGUGGUGAGGAUGUUAAGAGCAAGGAUGUUGAUGAGGCUAAUAAGGUCGAUGAUGAAGCGAGCAAGCCACAAUCUCUUGGUAACUUGUUGAACCAGAAUGAAAAGAAGAGUGCAGCUGAGACCGAGACCAAUAACAACACGCCAUCGGAGCCAACGAAAACCGAACCACUAGAACCAGUGGAUCAAGAACCAAUCGAGGAGAAGAAGCCGACUGAGCCAAUCGAGUCGGCCAAGGAGCCAGAGCCUUUGUCUGUUGAACCCGAAGCAGCAUCAGAGGCAACAGCAACCGUGGAUGUGGCUGAGACGGAAAAGAAAGAAACAUCAGCAGCGGCAGCUGAAAGUGAAGAACGGAAGACUGAAGUAGCAAAGUGAAGUGUUUGUGUGAUAAAAACAC